CGCACUGUCAAAUCCACAGAAAGGCGCAAAUCGGCAUUGUGGCUUGGUCUGCAGGCUAUUUUCUGAAAUAUUGUAAGUUGUUCGAGAAAUUUCGACGAUCAGCGGUGUGAAACAAUCGCAGUGAUCUGCCAGUACACUGGAUUUGAUUGCCCAUUGAUUUGAUCGUUUUUCGUGUAAUCGCCUUCGUAUUGAAUAUAUCUAACGAAAAAUGAACAAAAAAAUGAAACCUGACGAACCGACCGAAGAAGCCAUCGAGUUUUCUGUUGAAAAAAUUCUUGACAGCAGAAUAGUGAACGGAAAGGUUGAAUAUUACCUUAAGUGGAAGGGAUACACUAAUGAAGAUAAUACUUGGGAACCUGAAGAAAAUUUGGACUGUCCAGACCUAAUACAAGCCUUUAAAGAAUCCCGUAAAAAGAAGGAAGGCAAAGACGAAAAUUCCGGAAGAAGAAGCAAACUCAAAGAUGAAGAACCCAAGGUCGUUCCGGCCAAGAGAAAAUCGACCACGGAAAAAAAAGUAGGAUUCGACCGUGGAUUGGUUCCCGAAGAAAUUCUCGGAGCUGCGGAAACCCAUGGCAAGCUGAUGUUUCUGAUGAAAUGGAAAAAUGCCGCUAACGCCGAUAUGGUCAGCGCGGAACAAGCUAAUGUGAAAUGUCCUCAAGUUGUUAUAAGAUUCUAUGAAUCUCGAUUGACAUGGCAGGCACCAGAGCCAAAAUCCGAAUUGAAGGAUGAGUAAAUUUUACAUUUAGGUUUUUUUGUACAAACGAUCCACAACAUGUAGGAGUUAAACACUCAUGAAAAAUUAGUUUCUUUAUCAUUUAAACUAAUUAACUAAACUGACCUCCAAACCGAUUCGUAAUAGUAGCAUUACAUUUUCCAGUCCUAGUUUCAACACAUGUCUGUCAGAGAAAACCUUUUCACUUAAAAUACAUAAAAUACUUGCCUCAACAUCGUUUGAAAUAUCAUUGGAAUAAACGGAAACUAUUAAACUAUAGCUUGUCAGUUAGUCGAAGAAGUAAGCCUCGUUUAGGAUUAGGAUUUCUUUUAACUUCAGUUUAUGAAACCUUUAAGAUUGCAGGAUGGUGUAUUUUUGGAAAGCAGCAAAACUUUUGUAAAAUUGACAGGAUUAAGAUGGUCGGGCUUUCUAACCUGUGUCUAUGAGUCUGCCUAUCAUCUCCAGCGAUGGGCUUACAGCAUUGAAAUCAGCAUUUGCCUGUAGCGAGAGCAUUGGAGGAUCCCCAGCUGUCCGCACCAUUGUUAUGUAUGCAAUAUAUACUUCUGCACAUUGAAAUAUUGCUUUAUAGCAAAUUUUCUU
This is a messenger RNA of Anopheles bellator, 1312 nucleotides long. Its product is annotated as chromobox protein homolog 1-like. Lineage: Eukaryota; Metazoa; Arthropoda; Insecta; Diptera; Culicidae. Gene Ontology annotation, molecular function: chromatin binding. Gene Ontology annotation, biological process: chromatin organization; negative regulation of transcription by RNA polymerase II. The record is from RefSeq and is a predicted model, not a curated record. The coding region runs from base 209 to 733 and encodes 174 amino acids. The transcript is spliced from 5 exons. Gene Ontology annotation, cellular component: nucleus; pericentric heterochromatin.